ACGCGAGGAGUGAAGUUGUGUGAUUUGUUUUAUUUUGUCUAUUUAGUGUUUCUUCAGGUUUAAAUGUGUAAUAACGGUGGUUUAUUAACUGUUUAGUAUCUGUGAAAGUGCACAAAUAUGGGAAAAUGAAACAAAACCGCUGGACGCAACUUCUCGGGAUCCUCCAAAAAGUCCACUGAAAAAAUCUUAGUAAAUGACCACCAUUUUACUAAGAUUAUAUUUCAUCCCAUAUCAUCUCAUUUCAUUUCAUUUCAUCCCAGUUGAUUAAUGUCUCAAAUUAAUCAUCUUCAUUUCAUUUCACCCCAUAUAAUCAUUUUUCAUAAAGAUAAGAAUAUAUUUAAAUUAAAAUAAGACAUGACUUAAAGGUCUUAGUACCAGGUCAUUAAAUUCCUUAAAAAACGGUCAAGAUGUCAAAAUUUUGACACCUGACAGCUGAUCCGAGUUAUGUCAGAAUAGAAUUCUCACAACUGAUUUACGUUCGAAAAUUUAUUACAUGAAAUUUCAAUUAAAUUUAAUAUUUAUCGAAUUUUCGUUAAAAAAAGAAUGGAUAUGCUAGUAGUGUAACAAUUUAAAAAUAAAAUAUAUGGAUGAAACUUUUGGCAGUAAACAUUUUCAAAAAAUUAACUUUUACACUUUUGGGACCUGUUCGGAAAUCGAACGUACCCGAGGGGCGUAAAACAAUCCGCCAUUUUGUCCCUACAACAAUUUAGAAUUUUAUUAUUUCGAUAGGUACAUGAUAGCGCUUUCAAUCAAAAUAAUCACAAUUAAAAAGUGAUGUUAAAAGAACUGUGCAUCGUUUUAUAAAUCUGUGAUAUUUGUGUCCAAUAUUAUUUUUAUUUACGGUCAUCUUGACGUCUCGAAACUGACCGAUUUUUGACGUCGACUAAAGAGCUCCGGAUAAACCAAAAUGGGCACAAGAGAGGAUGAAUAUGAUUAUUUGUUCAAAGUUGUACUCAUUGGAGAUUCUGGUGUGGGUAAAAGCAGUCUUCUGUCGCGUUUCACUAGAAAUGAAUUCAAUUUAGAAUCUAAAUCUACCAUAGGUGUGGAAUUUGCAACAAGAAGUAUAGAGGUCGACGGUAAGACCAUAAAAGCUCAGAUAUGGGACACGGCCGGGCAGGAGCGGUACCGCGCCAUCACGUCGGCGUACUACCGCGGCGCGGUGGGCGCGCUGCUCGUGUACGAUAUCGCCAAGCACCUGUCGUACGAGAACGUGGAGCGGUGGCUGCGCGAGCUGCGCGACCACGCCGACCAGAACAUCCUCAUCAUGCUGGUCGGCAACAAGAGCGAUCUCAGACAUCUUAGGUCCAUCCCGACGGAGGAGGCGAAAGCGUUCGCGGAAGCCAACGGACUUAGUUUUAUCGAGACGUCGGCCCUGGACUCUACCAACGUCGAGCCGGCCUUCCAGAACAUUCUGACCGAGAUCUACAGGAUCGUGUCGCAGCGGCAGAUGCGCGACCCGCCCGAGGGUGACGUCAUCCGGCCCGACGCCGAGCCCGCCGACGUGCGGCCCUCGCAGGCCGACAGUGUGCGGCGCCAGUGCUGCCAGUAGAAACAGAGCCCGAUCACCGUCAGAGCCGGCGUGAGAAUAUCCAAUGGCUGAAAAUGAAAGAAAAAAAAUGCAAUAAUUUAUGAAUCAUUCCCAAACAGUGGUGUUAACAACGUAACAGUGAUGCCAACGCGAAAAUAUCUUUAUACUAACGGUCGAUAGUCGCCUAAAGGUCUGCGAUAUUUUCAGUAUGGCAACUUACUACGUCUUACGUGAAAGGAACGAUGCUAAAUGGAUGUGUAUUAAAUUACGGACGUGGUAAUUAGUAAAAAAAAAUGUGUGCGUGUACUAGUGUACACACGUAAGAAGUGAAACUUCUUUAUGGCCUUAUUUUUCGAAAAAUGAUCUACAUGCAACUUUCUAGAAAUUGGUUAAAUAAAGUUAAAUUAGAUAAAGUUUAAACAAAAGGAUUUUAUUAUCAUAGACAUGAAUACAAAAAAGUUAAAUUAGAUAAAGUUUAAACAAAAGGAUUUUAUUAUCAUAGACAUGAAUACAAAACAGAUGGCGCGUAACGGAAAAAUGUGACGCGUAACCGAAAAAUGUGACGGUAAAUUUUUUUCCAACGCCGAUAAAGAAGUUUCACUUCAAAAAAAAAACUUGCUUCACAAUUCGCUUAAGCUCGUGUCGUUCACGUGGGACAUUAAAAAUUCUAAAGCGAUUAAGAGUGGCUCAUGUAGAUAGCUUUGUUUAAUUAUUGAUAUAUAGUAUCCGAAAUAAUAAAGACGAUCAUUCAUUAUCUGAACGAGAUUUUGUAAAUAUCGAGGAGGAAAUGAGAGCUUUGUGCUCGACUUGUGAUGAAAAACUAAUUGAAUACCCAAUUUCGAAAAGGGCACAUCUCUGAAAAUGUAAAAUAUUCAGGAAAUGAAAAAAAAACGGAUUAUUUUCUAAAGCAGUGUAAAAUUUAAAAUAUUAACUUUUGAGAUACAUUUUAGUCUUAAUUAGCAAUUGAAAAUCACUGGAAUUAUUAUCUUAAACGUCAGUAGUAUAUACAUUUAAUUAGAUAUUUUAUAUUUGUGAGAUAUGCCCUUUUCGAAAUUGCAUAUUCAAUUGGUUUAUACAAUACUUUUAUAGUUGAAUGUCUCCCGACAUGCUACAAGAUAUGUUCGAUAGUGAAUGGACGUCUUUAUGUUGUUUCGUUGAGUGAAGCCCGAUCUCUAGGAACAUGCUUCAAUCGUUCAGAGCAAACACAUUGCGAUUAUACCUUGAACAUAUUUUAUUUACACAUAACACCUUAUUGUUUCUGUAGAAAAUAAUAUCUAUUUAUUUAGUAAAAUGAUUGAAUCGACGGAAAGUUGAUUCUUUGUUGAUUAAAUACACAAUGCAAUACAUUGAAAAGGUUAUAUAUUGUUAAUGAGUCUUUAAAUACUUGCCCUGCAGUUUAAGAGCUUUAACCGUUGCUAUUCCAAUGCAUUCAAUAUUGACAAUUUGUGGCAUUUACAGUUUGCAUUCAAUUGUAUGUCACCGAGAAGACAUUAGUUGUGACCAGUCGAACUCACGCUAUUCUUAAUUGUAUUGUAUUGUGUAGUGUUACGUUUCAUAUUUGAAAAACCCGAUAAAUAGCAAUAAUUAAAAAAAAAAACGAACGUUAAAAAUAGCACACGAUCUUAGCUUCGUUGAAAGUAACGUGUUCUUUUAUAAUAAAUAUUUACUUUAGUGUAAUAAUAUGUAGUUACUGUAAUAACGAGAUAGCUUUUUUAAAAAUGAAAACAGUUUUUUUUAUUAUUAUUAUUAUUUUACUUUACGGAUAUAUUAUUAUGUGCCUUCUGUAAAACCGGCGUUACAUAGGUAUUUGAAAAUGCUUUGUUCUUGUGAUUAUUAUUUUUUGCCUAGGGUUAAACGUGAAUGCAUCGGGGCUGAUAACGUUAUCGCAAUACUCAGUGCGCGUCACCCCGCCCCCCGCGACCCCCUCGUCCGGCGGGGGGUUGGGGGGCGGGGCGAGGCCGCGUUCGUUGUAUCGUGAAUGCUCUCCCACACAAGCGCGCCCUCGGCACCGCGCCUGCGUGGGAGUGCACCCAGAAAUUAUAUAAUUGUAUUAUGGUCUUACAUAUGCAUGGUUAUUUUUAGUGCCUACCUGUAAUUACUUUAUUAAAGACAAAGAUAAUAAAAUAAAAUAAAAUUUA
Molecule: messenger RNA, 3666 nt
Organism: Bombyx mori (domestic silkworm)
Lineage: Eukaryota; Metazoa; Arthropoda; Insecta; Lepidoptera; Bombycidae
Gene: Rab11
Product: ras-related GTP-binding protein Rab11
Exons: 6
Coding region: 908-1549 (213 amino acids)
Biological process (GO): exocytosis
Cellular component (GO): recycling endosome; Golgi apparatus
Molecular function (GO): GTPase activity; GTP binding
Source: RefSeq, a predicted model, not a curated record